AUGAACACAAUUAACCAAAGAAAGAAAACCAUGGGACGCAAGAAAAUCGAAAUCAAGAAAGUCGAAAAAGAAGCCAACAAACAAGUCACAUUCUCGAAACGAAGAUCUGGUUUGUUCAAAAAAGCUUGUGAACUUUGCAUCUUAUGUGAUGUUCAUCUCGACAUCAUUGUGUUUUCGCCUGCCGAUAAAAUAUUUCGGUGCGGUUGCAGUCAACCGAGCACUGACGCGGUCCUCAAAAGUUACAUCCGUGGAACCACGGAGUUUGAAGAUCAGCAGUUGAUGGGAGAUUCUUUGAUCUAUGAAGAGUAUAAUAAGGAGUAUGAAGAGGCAUUAAAGGUCUUGCAAAUGGAAAAGAAGAAACUUGCGGAUAUUGAAAAUUUGGCUAGGGUUUCGAAGAGAGGUGCAUGGUGGAAUGACUCUAUUGAUGAUAUGAAUGGUGAAGAACUUGAAUAUUUUAUGAUGUCGAUUUUUGAGUUAAAGAAGAACUUGCUGAAAAAGAACAUGAACAUCUCAUGA
This is a messenger RNA of Vicia villosa (hairy vetch), 516 nucleotides long. RefSeq names its product agamous-like MADS-box protein AGL61. The coding region runs from base 1 to 516 and encodes 171 amino acids. NCBI's taxonomy places the organism in Eukaryota, Viridiplantae, Streptophyta, Magnoliopsida, Fabales, Fabaceae. The transcript has a single exon. Gene Ontology annotation, molecular function: DNA-binding transcription factor activity, RNA polymerase II-specific; RNA polymerase II cis-regulatory region sequence-specific DNA binding; protein dimerization activity. Gene Ontology annotation, biological process: regulation of transcription by RNA polymerase II. The record is from RefSeq and is a predicted model, not a curated record.